AUGACGAAGAGCACCGUCACCCGCGAACGUAGCCUUCAAGCUCGGACCAAAUCGAAGGGAGGUUGUCAAACUUGUCGUAUCAGGAAGGUCAAAUGUGCUCAAAAUAAGCCAUUUUGCAACAACUGCAUUAGCACUGGACGGAAAUGUGACGGCUACAAAUCGCCGUUCAUAUUCUGUAAUUCUCCUGGUCGCGGCGUUAAGCUGAAGCCUGACUCCAUAACCAUCCCGCCCGCCUUAGAUGACAUCUCCGCUCACGAAAUUGAACUCCUUGGUCACUACUUUUCGACUAAAAGCAUACACGAAGGCGUGAAGCUGGGCCUCGAAAAGGAAGCCAGACAGGUGCUACAAGCUAGCCUGACAGACCCACCAAUCCAACAUGCAGUAAAAUCUCUUAGGGCUCUCCGCGAAGAUCUGGAGCGGGAGAAGUCCGGAGACCUUCCUGUACAUGCCGCGCAGAAAGAGCGGAACUACAACUAUGGCAUCCAGCAGUACAGUAUGGCACUGAAUGCCCUGGUAUCUAACAUGUCAUCUCCAGACUUCAAGGUAUUGAAGUCGGCAUUACUUUGCUGCCAGAUAUUUAUCGGUAUUGAACAACUGCAGAAGAACUACUCUGCCAUGGCCCAGCAUAUCAUUCGAGGACUCAGAAUCAUGCAUGAGUCCCGUGUACGGCCAACUUUGACUGCUACGAACAGCUUGGAACCAGCAGUUUACGCUCAAUUACCGCUAGUUGAUGUAUUCAUCGUCAAAUUGUUCGCUGCACCGUGUAAGUUCGCGGAACCUCCAGCAAUAGGGCACUCGAGCGGUUCGACGUCGCCUGCAUAUUCAAUUACGCCUCCCAAGACACCUGUGGGAAGCAGCCAACAUUGUACAAUCAUUGCACCCAACAGCCGUGAAAAGCUUGUCGCUCUAUCCACAUCAACCCUAGCAUUCCUCGACAAGGUCUCACAGGUCAACUCGUCAGGAGACGCUCACCGACUGCUAUCCGAGAAAGCCGCUCUGCUGGAUUCGUUGGAUCAAUGGCUCAGCGAUCUCGAGCUUCUCCAAACGAAGGUUGACUCACCAGGGCCCGAGUCCAUCUCAAUCUCAUUUUUGAGAUGCUUCCGCCUGAUACUCAAAACGAUUCUCUUGGGAGCGUUGGACUGUUCACCAAAACUUCAUGACAGGGUGCAGACCGAGACCGACCAGCUGCAAAUUAUAGCUGACGGCCUGACGGAGAGACUCAAAAACUAUCAAAUGCGUCAUGCAACCAGAUAA
This is a messenger RNA of Exophiala bonariae, 1254 nucleotides long. RefSeq lists its product as uncharacterized. Gene Ontology annotation, molecular function: zinc ion binding; DNA-binding transcription factor activity, RNA polymerase II-specific. NCBI's taxonomy places the organism in Eukaryota, Fungi, Ascomycota, Eurotiomycetes, Chaetothyriales, Herpotrichiellaceae. Gene Ontology annotation, biological process: regulation of DNA-templated transcription. The transcript has a single exon. The record is from RefSeq and is a predicted model, not a curated record. Bases 1 to 1254 code for a protein of 417 amino acids.